Molecule: messenger RNA, 729 nt
Organism: Lingula anatina
Lineage: Eukaryota; Metazoa; Brachiopoda; Lingulata; Lingulida; Lingulidae
Product: EH domain-containing protein 3
Biological process (GO): endosomal transport; endocytosis
Cellular component (GO): cytoplasm; plasma membrane
Molecular function (GO): GTP binding; calcium ion binding; protein binding
Source: RefSeq, a predicted model, not a curated record
AUGGCAGACCUUGAACACAAGCAGGGCAUGGUGUACAUGUAUCUGGUGCACUCUUACAUCAUAAGUGAACUCAGAAAACAGAUGCCAUCCAUGUUUGGCAAGGACAGCAAGAAGAAGGAGCUUAUAAAGAACCUUGACCAGAUCUACAAUGGCAUUCAGCGCGAAUACCAAAUCUCGCCCGGCGACUUCCCGGAUAUCAAUCGCAUGCGAGAACAACUAGAGCACCAUGACUUUACCAAAUUCCACUCCUUCAAGCCGAAGCUGGUUGAAAAUGUGGACAACAUGCUGGCCAAUGACAUAGCGCGUCUCAUGCAGAUGAUACCCCACGAAGAGGCCGAGAUGGCAGAGCAGCCCAGUGUACAAGGCGGAGCUUUCGAGGCGUACAAUGAGAGCCCCUUUGGAAUUGGCCGAGGGGAGGGAGCUGACGCAGGACGAGGUGAAGAGGAAUGGAUCGUGAAUAAAGAACGUCAUGACUAUGAUGACGUAUUCCAACGACUUGGACCCAUCAAUGGAAAAAUCACUGGAGCUGCAGCGAAGUCAGAGAUGGUUAAAUCAAAGCUACCCAACAAUGUUCUUGGGAAGAUCUGGAAGUUGGCAGAUGUGGACAAGGAUGGCAUGUUGGAUGAAGAUGAAUGGGCACUAGCCCAACACUUGAUUUCUAUUAAGAUAGAUGGACAUGAUCUUCCCCCUGAAUUACCAUACCAUUUAAUACCUCCAUCAAAAAGAUGA